Euleptes europaea (tarantolino) is the source of this 708-nucleotide messenger RNA. It is a transcript of the gene NKAIN4, whose product is annotated as sodium/potassium transporting ATPase interacting 4. The record is from RefSeq and is a predicted model, not a curated record. Gene Ontology annotation, biological process: regulation of sodium ion transport. Bases 27 to 653 code for a protein of 208 amino acids. NCBI's taxonomy places the organism in Eukaryota, Metazoa, Chordata, Lepidosauria, Squamata, Sphaerodactylidae. The transcript is spliced from 7 exons.
GCGGUCCCGGGCGCGCUCCGGCGAGGAUGGGCUGUUGCACCGGCCGCUGCACCUUGGUCUGCCUUUGCGCUUUGCAGCUGCUCGCUGCCUUAGAGAGACAAGUAUUUGAUUUCCUGGGAUACCAAUGGGCUCCCAUUCUUGCCAAUUUCCUCCACAUCAUCAUUGUGAUCCUCGGCCUCUUUGGCACCAUCCAGUACAGGCCGCGCUACAUUGUGGUGUAUGCCAUCUGGACAGCCAUAUGGGUCACCUGGAACAUCUUCAUUAUCUGCUUCUAUCUGGAGGUCGGCGGCCUGUCGAAGGACAGUGAGCUCUUGACCUUUAACAUCUCCCGACACCAAUCGUGGUGGAGUGAAAACGGUCCCGGCUGCGUAAGGAAGGAGACCCCCAUGAUGGGCAUCAAGGGCUUGGACAGCCAUUCCUAUGUCUCCGUGAUCGGCUGUGCUUUGGAGUAUCGCUACAUCGAGGUCAUGCACAGCGCAGUACAGAUCCUGGUGGCUUUGGUGGGCUUCGUCUACGCCUGUUAUGUUGUCAGUGUUUUUACAGAAGAAGAAGACAGCUUUGAUUUCAUUGGUGGAUUUGAUCCAUUCCCUCUCUACCAUGUCAAUGAAAAGCCCUCCAACCUUUUGUUCAAGCAGACAUACCUGCCUGCGUAAGUGAGAGGGAUCCAGAGGUGGGAUGGGGCAGAAGUCACAAGCUGCAGCAACGCUC